AUGGCGGCGGUGUGUGCACUCAGUGACGUGCCGUGCGACGACACGACAAGUGACGUGCCGUGCGACGACACGACAAGUGACGUGCCGUACGACGUAACGACAAGUGACGUGCCGUGCGACGACUCGACAAAUGACGUGCCGUGCGACGACUCGACAAGUGACGUGCCGUGCGACGACACGACAAGUGACGUGCCGUGCGACGUAACGACAAGUGACGUGCCGUGCGACGACACGACAAGUGAAGUGCCGUACGACGUAACGACAAGUGACGUGCCGUGCGACGACACGACAAGUGACGUGCCGUGCGACGUAACGACAAGUGACGUGCCGUGCGACGUAACGACAAGUGACGUGCCGUGCGACGACACGACAAGUGACGUGCCGUGCGACGACACGACAAGUGAUGUGCCGAGCGACGACACGACAAGUGAUGUGCCGAGCGACGUCACGACAAGUGACGUGCCGUGCGACGACACGACAAGUAACGUGCCGUGCGACGACACGACAAGUGACCUGCCGUGA
Messenger RNA from Chilo suppressalis (striped riceborer), 522 nucleotides. Lineage: Eukaryota; Metazoa; Arthropoda; Insecta; Lepidoptera; Crambidae. The record is from the annotation of a GenBank genome assembly.